Molecule: messenger RNA, 10880 nt
Organism: Hemibagrus wyckioides
Lineage: Eukaryota; Metazoa; Chordata; Actinopteri; Siluriformes; Bagridae
Gene: vdra
Product: vitamin D receptor a
Exons: 10
Coding region: 187-1452 (421 amino acids)
Biological process (GO): cell differentiation; positive regulation of transcription by RNA polymerase II; negative regulation of transcription by RNA polymerase II
Cellular component (GO): nucleus
Molecular function (GO): zinc ion binding; vitamin D response element binding; nuclear receptor activity
Source: RefSeq, a predicted model, not a curated record
AGGGCGGGGCAUAGCUGAGUCGAUGAUGUCCACCUCCUUGGUGGUUGACGAGUAGAGAAAAAAAUUACAUCUAUAUAUGUAUAUACACCCAUUUUGUGUGGAAUUAACGUUGAGUUUUGAAGUGAAGACCAGUAUUUGGAUGGUUCGAAAGUCAACUCGGAUCUCCCCUGAAACCCCUGAAACGUCAUGUCAGUAAUGGAGGCCAUGGCCGUGAGCACAUCUGCACAGGGUACGGAUGAGUUUGACCGCAACGCCCCUCGGAUCUGCGGCGUCUGCGGAGACAAGGCCACCGGAUUCCACUUCAACGCCAUGACCUGCGAAGGCUGCAAAGGCUUUUUCAGGCGCAGUAUGAAGCGGAAGGCCAGUUUCACUUGUCCCUUUAACGGCAGCUGCACCAUCACCAAAGACAACCGCAGACACUGCCAAGCCUGUCGCCUCAAGCGCUGCGUCGACAUCGGCAUGAUGAAGGAGUUCAUACUGACUGAUGAGGAGGUGCAGAGGAAGAAGGAGCUGAUCCUGAAGAGAAAGGAGGAGGAGGCAAUGCGGGAGGCGCAGAAACCCCGACUGACCGAGGAGCAGAGUCAGAUCAUCAAUACGCUGAUAGAGGCCCAUCACAAGACCUACGAUGACUCCUACUCCGACUUUGUGAAAUUCCGACCCCCGGUGAGAGAGGGUCCAGUGACACGCAGUGCCAGUCGUGCUGCAUCUCUCCACUCGCUCUCAGAUGCCUCUUCAGAUUCAUUGAACAACUCGCCAGAGUCUAUGGACAAAAAGCUCAGCAGUCUCUUCUCCAUGUCUCAGGACGGCGUGAUGAGCCCGGGGUCCAGGGAUGAAAACUCCCGCCUCUCCAUGCUGCCCCACCUGGCUGACCUCGUCAGUUACAGCAUCCAGAAAGUGAUCGGCUUUGCCAAGAUGAUCCCUGGCUUCAGGGAUCUGACUGCAGAAGAUCAGAUUGCUCUACUGAAGUCCAGUGCUAUCGAGAUCAUCAUGUUGCGCUCCAACCAGUCCUUCAGUUUGGACGACAUGAGCUGGAGCUGUGGAGGACCCGACUUUAAAUACUGUAUUAAUGACGUCACCAAGGCUGGUCACACUCUGGAGCUGCUGGAGCCGCUUGUGAAGUUUCAGGUGGGGCUGAAAAAACUCAACAUGCAUGAAGAGGAACACGUGCUGCUAAUGGCCAUCUGUCUCCUAUCUCCAGAUCGUCCCGGCGUGCAGGACCACGUCCGUAUUGAGUCGAUGCAGGAGCGUUUGUGUGAGACACUGCAGGCGUAUAUCCGUGUGAAUCACCCGGGUGGCCGGCUGCUCUACGCCAAGAUGAUCCAGAAGCUGGCUGACCUGCGCAGCCUGAACGAGGAGCACUCCAAGCAGUACCGCUCGCUGUCCUUCCAGCCCGAGCACAGCAUGCAGCUCACACCGCUCGUGCUUGAGGUGUUUGGGAGUGAGGUGUCCUAGCGGCCAGGAUGUAGAGGUGUCCCACAGUGCCAGUCCAGCGCAGGGGCAUGAGGGAGGAGGGAGGGGGGAGGUCAAGAACAUGGGGCAGAGGUGGACCAGAGGACAUCUGGAGGAGUACUAUUACAGCAGACUGUGUGUGCAUGUGUGUGUGUGUGUGCAUGUGUGUGUGUGUGUGUGUGUGUGUGAGAGAGAGAAAGAGAGAGAGAGAGAGUGUACGUUUGUGUCUCCAGGGCAGGAGUGUGCCAGGGGAUGUCUGGUAUCCCGUUUUGGGAAAUUUGUAGAGAUGUGUGUGUGUGUGUGUGUGUGUGUGUGGGUAUGGAGGGUCACACAUGUUUAAGUCCAGAGUAUGGGAAGCUAAAGGGAAUAUUAAGAAUGUACUUUAUGCAUAUAUAUGAACAGAAAUAUAAGUAUAAGCUAAUAUCUAUAUUUAAGAGAGAUACUUUCUACUAAAUCGAAGCAUACGGCUGAGCAUUGUAAAAUAGGACUAGCAGGCCUCUUUGGUUUGAGCGAGUGUGUGUGCGUGCUUGUGCGGAAAGAUGUGUUUUGUUGUGUAUAUGAAAGAAAAGGACACUAACAAGCAGGCACAUACACUGAAUGAAGUGCAGGGGCGAUUUAUUUUUGAUGUUUGUAUAGAUAAGAUAUUUAAUGACCACAAGAGAGCGAGCCCACCAGUACACACAAGCGAUAAUCUGCUAAUAACAGGCUAAUUACCAUGAUCUAGUUAUUGACAGUUGUGUGAUUGGUUACUUUCAAGCACUGUCCAUCGCUAGACUGUUCAUAAUCAACACAAAAGUGCCAAAGGAUUGUAGACUUUUGUUUUUUAAAGAAAGUCUGUCAUUUUAAUGAAAUUUUCUUCAAAUAUUAUUUUAGAUAUUGUUUCAAUUUCAAAGAUAAUUUUUAGGAAAAACUCCAAUUUGCCCUGAUGUGAUUUUGUUUCUUUGUAUAAAAAAAAAAAAAGCCAUGAUUCGACUCAUGAUUCCAUUCCGGAAUUCAUUUCGAAACAGAAAGUCAGGGUGAUUUGAAGGUCUUGACUGAUUUACACACUAGCCAAUAGCGUCGAUACACACGCCUGCUACAUCUAUACAAACUUCAUAGUCUCUUGGCAAAAUAGCUAAAUAUGGAGAACAGUGAAGUGAAGAGGUUAGCCUUUUAAACUCACCUUGUACCUCACCUUGUACAAGGUCGUCAGCCAUCAAAUAACUGCUGACUUCCGAUUUUAUUUCCCCCAUAAAUUCCACCUUCGUCAAAAAAAAGAAUAAACACCAACCACUUCUCUCUUUUUUCGCUUUGAAAAGGGAAUAGUGUGUAGAAUGACACAAAGUUAAAAACCUCACAGACUAACCAGGUUUGCUGCUAAAGAGCUGCUACUGUAGAGAAAGACAUGCCCGAUCCUCCAGGGGUGGGACAUAUAGCUUCUAGGAAGUAUUUAAUUGAUAGUAGUACAGGAUGAGUCAUCAAAAAAAUGAACGUUGUUCAUUUGUUUUGAGAUAUUAUAUAUAGUUUAGCUAAACAUUUUACGUUUCUCAAGAAAUGAUGCAGAGUGAACGUGAUUAAUUCACAUAGUAUUAACAUAACAUAUUAACCUGUUCUGUUCAAUACUAUAGUGUCACUGUGACGUUACGUAGUAUGACUAUAAGUACGACGUAUGGCAUUUGUCGUGGAAAUAGUUUAGCAGUCACGUGCUUGUUAUAUAACGCUAACGUCAUGGGUUCAAGUCCCAGCUCAGGUAUGAGCUCGCGCUUUGAACGUAUUCACAAAAUCCACACUCAAAUCAUGUUGGAUGAAUGAAAACGAUUUGUUUUUAUGUUUUCUCAAUUCAGUCACGUGGAAUCGAUGUAUUUGAAAUAAAUGAAAUAGACGUUUCUUUUGUACUUAGUGUACUGUCUAUAACACUAAGACCAGUAAAAAAAAAAAAGUAAAAUAAAAACCACCCUAAUGUGAUGUCAUGGCCACUUUAAAAGCAUACAGGGCAAAGACUCUAAAAAAAAUGAUGUUGCGAUACUUUUUUAAAUUUUUUUUUAUUCGCCAUGUGUCAGGUCUGUCAAUCAGUUCGAUUAGGGAAUACACAGAGAGCUAAUCCUUAGUUUACAUUAUUGAAGUAUUAUUAUGGCACGCCAGUUUACGGAUUUGUGCCACUCUCUUGUGGUCGUACAUUGUAAAUACCACUUUUAUUAUUCCUGUACAUAUUAAGUCUAAUGAAAACAAGCAUAGGCAAGUACUAAGAUGAUUCAUUAGUUCAAAAGACGCUUGGGAGAAAUAUGCAAAUAUGAUAUUUUCCUAUUAUUUGCGCUCUUGUUUUUGUUUUGUUUUUUUCUUCUUCGUCUCUCUGAGGUGACAAUAAGCUUUCACGACUUUAUCUAUUCACGAUGUUAGGUGUGAAUUCAUCAUUUGCUCUUACUUUAAUCAUUAUGAUCGUUCUUAUUAUUAUGGUUCAGUUUUGUACACAUGUGGACAACCAGAUAUCCCAAAUCAAGAGAUCUGUUGUUGUUUUUUUUGUUUGUUUGUUUUGUUUUUUUGUUGUUUUUUUUUCAACAAGACAUCUCAAACCAUAGUCUUGCUGCUGCACAAAGCCUUGCUAGAACUCUCAGAACUCUUUUGGGGAAGAGACAGGAACAUCACUUCUGUCCUCACCACGAAUGCUGCCUGAAACCAGUCAAUCAGCGGGGACGUAGACUGACCGUAAAGCCCCCAUGUGUAUAUCUAUACUAAAAAAAUAUACCGUUACACCCGCACGCCUCCUUUUACGCCUAUACUUCUGCCGUAAUACCGUUGCCUCAUGUGUGAGACUCUUCGAAGCUUUAACUGCUCUGUGGAAUAAACGGAAACAGGAGGAAUGAUGGUGUCUGGCUGCUACAGGACGGAGCUGUGAUUAUUUUUUCUCCAGCUCCUCUGUCCGGAAAUCUUUUGUGUUUAAAAACUGUUUCACGAGAAUGCAAAGCUGGAACGAAGUAGCUGUGAUGUUCUGCGACUGGAACGUUUUGUUCUUUGUGAGGUACAACCAGGAGCUUUGGUGUGGAUUGUUUGCGGAGAUGGACACGCACCUGACUCCCUUGACUGACACUGAGACAUUGGGACGUCAGCGCCAUCUAGUGGACUGGAUUAAUCCACACGUACUGUGUACAUUCUACUAUCUAGAAAUUUAAGCUUAAAUCCCGGAUUCUUUGUAAUGACUAAAGGAGCAUGUGCUUUGUCAUCCAGCGCUGUGAAAGGAUAUACACCGAAAUGGCUGCUGUUUCUACGUACAGACAUCUUUCACCUUUUCAGACCCGGCCUCGUUGCCUCUGUAGACUUACAGAACUCACGAACAGCCGGGAUAAUUCUCUCAGAUACUGAACAAGGGAAACACACACACACACAUAUACACACACACACACACAAAUUUUCAGGACUAUAUUCACCAUGGUUUCAGCAGGGAAGAGUUAAUCUAAGCUCAAGGGUGCUUUCACACUUUGCAUGUUUUUUUCCCCCACCAUAAAAACCCAUAAUUCAUAGGGAUUUCUAUCAUUAUACCCUAAACUGUUUCUUGCUAACAUGACAAAAAGAUUUUUUUUGUCUUAUUAAGUCGAAUAAUAAGGCCAACUGGUUAUAGCUGUUAUACCAGAAGGAAUUAACUUACCUGUAAAUGGAUAAAAAGUGCUAAAAUUGUAAUCGUUAGCAAAUUGCUGAAGAGAAAUGAAGUGUUUUAGAGCAUGUCUUGCAUUCUUUACUUGUAUUUGCUCAAUAACAAGAAUAGUUUUUCACCAGCAUUUUCUUGCGACCUGCUUGGUCAGGAAAAAAAACAGCACUCAAUUUUGAAAUGUUUAACCUCUGUAGUGAGCAAAACACUUUCUUCGAAAGCAUCUCAUUUCUUGCGCUACAUUUAAAAUGUGGAGGAAAAAAAGCUAAGUGAGAAAGCACCCUAAGAACGGAUCCAAAACGUAUGCAUCUGGCACACGAGGGUUUCCCCCUGCUUAUUUUUUAAAGGUGUAGUUCGUGAUUUUGUUUGAAGUUCGCUGAAUCAAGGUAUUUUGAAGGUCUGGUUUUCAGUAUUUCCUCCAAAAAGUAACGACCCCAAGCUCCUUAUACUAGAACGUCUGAAUGAUUGUUACCCGGCAAGUUAAGAAAGCAGACAUGUAGAAAUCUUGAGCUCUUUGGUGGUCCAUGAAGCAGAAUUGUUCACAUUUCAAAAUCACAGGCCAUACCUUUAAUAGUUUGGCUGCGGUAUUUACUGGUGAAGCACCUGAAAGCAAAACCCGACGUGUGUGUGUGUGUGUCAGCAUUGAGAACCUUUUUUGAGCGUCACCAUUUGUACGCUAUUCCUUUCAGAAUCGUCAUAAGCUAGAGGAAGGGGUUAGGGUUCAUUACUGAAUUACUGGCUUCUACGUUCAUAUGCUAACAAGACUGGUUGUUGUUGUUAUUAUUAUAUGAGUGAAAUGGGGCUAGGAAGAGAAAGGGUUCAUCGAUCGAACAGAUUUUAAGGUUUCGCUGGAUUGUACAAGCUAACCUGUCCAUAACGUGGUGUAGAAUUAGAAACUGAGAAAGAAAUCUGCUUGAGUUGCGUCUAGUGGUUUGGUCAGAGCAGACGAAGAGAGCAGAGGACUCGGAAAUCUGGUUGUUUUAGGGUUUAUGGAGACACGCCGACAGGUGCCGUUUUUAACCAAAAUGAUCUACCUCUCCCAUCCGCACAUGUAUUCAGUACACGAUUGUGUUUUUUUUAAUUUUUUUUAUUUAAAAGAAUUCAAACACACACACAAACUCAAACACACACACUAAUCUCUUUCUUAUUUAUUCCUCUCCAACUUAAAUGCUGGACUGUUUACCUCAAGCCUAUAGUUAAGGAGGUGCUCCACCUUCUGCCAGUUGACUAAACCCUGUUUCCUUACAUUCUCUGUAUAGCUUGGCAAUGCAAACAGUUUUUCAGCUGGUGUUUCGCCGUGUGAAUUCAGAGACUCAUUUAACUACUCGAACGCUACUCGCAGUCAGUAUUAGCUUUCUCUGGUGCCAACUGGCGAAGCAUCGACAACCAAACCGACUAUGCUAAUUGUGCUAGCUAGGCUAUUUGCAUGUUUCUGCGAACGAUGUGCUGCGUCCUCUAAAUGGACGACGUGUUUAAGCUCAGUGUCUCUGGUGUUACUGCUUUGCAGCCUCUGGGGAAACGUUUCUUUCAGGUGGUUAAAGGGUCUGGGCGCCGGCUUGAACGGUUUCUCCACGCUGCUCCGUCUGUCUGUUUCUCUCUAAUCACACAUUCUGUUAUAUAACCCUACGUUCAUGCUAGCAAGCGACAGACAAACGUUCGUUUUCUCUUUGUGAUUUUAGCAACAGGGUGACAGCAUGAGAUUUUAAAUUGAGGUUUUCUCAAUUCUAUGCAAAUUUGAUAUAACAUGAUAACGUGGCAAAUACAAAUGACUCGACUGGCUAGAACAAUUCCAAGAAUUCAUUUAUAUACUGCAAUUUAUUUAUUAAUUAUAAAUACCAUUUUUCUUAAACGGUCAUUUAAAAUCUCAUAUUAAAUGUCUAGAGAGACAUUAUGAAGCAAAAUAAAGACGUAUUAGAGAUCGUCGGUGUCUUCGGUCAGUGUAAACGAAGCUUGAAGCACAAAACCCAGUAUGUGACAUUUGAAUUAAACCACCAGCGAUUCAUGCAUUAUAUAACUUGUAUUCCGUUUCUCGUCGGAUCACAGGACAGCCAGACUUGUCGUCUGCUAGCAUGUACGUAGAGCUAAGACAGAUAUCGCCUUGUGUUCGGUUAUGCAGUUAAGCAGAAAAGCAAGGAAACAUUUCAAACCUCAUGUCUACCAAACUUACUCUGAUUGUAUUUAUCGUUCACUCACACCUUGACGGAUUCAUUCGGUCGUCAUGGCAUUGCUGCUCUCCUUUUUGGAGGCUUCCUUGCUGGUUCAAUCCUCCUCUGCUACCUCCGUAAAAUGUUGGUUUUCACACAUACACACACAUACACACACAUGCACACACAACAACCACCUAUCAGCAGUCUUGCCUGUAACAUGCUCAUGUUUACGUCUCUCUCUUUCUUUCUCUCUCUCUCGCUCGCUCUCUCUUUCUCUCUCUCUAUCCGUCUUUGGAAUCGUGUCAUUACGAUUGUUCUCUUUUAUCUGCAUCUGAUCAGAUUUCUUAUUUUUUAUUUUUUGGACAUGUACACGCUAGCUCAGUUACAGUACCUCUGUGUGCCUAAAACCCAAAGCCUUAGUGUUUACACUAAGCCUUAGUGUUGACGCUCCCACAUAGGAGAGUGUCAGGGUUAAAGUGGUGAGUCCUAAUGCAAGAAAAAGUGCAGGCCAGGUCCAAAAAAAGGUUCUGCUAUUGUGUUUCAUUAAACAUAUAAACCUGCACUCCAGAGAAAGACUGGAACCACUGUCUCUAGAGUUCGUGGAAUUCCCAGCCGAUUGUUCUAGAACUAUUCUUCUUUGCGGGUUCUAGAAUUGGGGAGUACAAAAUGUUGAGGGCUCUAUAGUUCUGUAGACCUGGUUGAGUCUAGAUUAUGGUUUUAUACUGAUGCAUCGCUAUCAAUGCUUGUAUUGUGUGUCUCAUAAAUGUAGAAUUUGCUUUAAUGUCAUUAUCCGAUACCAGGUGAUACACAGAGUGUCGUGACACACGUGGACAUUUCAUGAGCGCCACAUUGGCAAACGCUGGCUAGCUGAAAAAAAAAGCAAAUAUAAUGUUUUUGAAAGUCAGCCAUCGUUCCUUGACAACGAGGAAUUCAGAACAAAACCCAGCUCUUCACAUCAUCUCUGAUGCUUGUCAUAUACGUGUGCUGUCCAUGGCUGGUAUUUAAACCCGUCCACAAUUGUAUUAAUAAUACUAAGCAUUGGUAUCGAUGAAUCCUAAAGGAAACAGCAAUGGGUCCAGAGCCAAAACUCGGGAAGGAAAGCUUACGAAGGAAAGCUGCAGAUCCACACACUCGUCUCAGACAGACAUGUGGAAAGACCUGGAGUCAGCUGCCUUACUUUCUUUUGGUCUUUUUUUACAUUUUCAACUUAUUUUCCUCAAAGCUGUGUGCAUUAGGUCUGUCUGAUACAUCACACACACACACACACACACACACACAUACACACAUAUAUAUAUAUAUAUAUAUAUAUAUAUAUAUAUAUAUAUAUAUAUAUAUAUAUAGAUAGAUAGAUAGAUAGAUAUAUAGAUAUAUAUAUAUAUACAUACAUACACUGUAUAUUGUACAGCUGCAUGUGCAUUCUCUCAGGUACAAAGCUGAGCAUGGUUUUAUUAUCAUUUUUAAGUAGAAUAGUCAAAACAAUAUAUAGAAAUUGUUCAAAGGUUUUCUUACUUACUCAUAUUCAUGCUGCCAAUAAGAAAUACCAUGCGUUCAUGAUGCAACCAAGAUCAGAUAUGCAAUUUGUAAAACUUGCCGCACAUCGGAUUAAUCGUGAUUUUUACGACUCAGGCUUCAAAAUGAUAAACAUACAGAGACAUAAACAAAACCAUAUAUAUUUGUAUUACUGUUGUAGCACUUUUUCAGGAUGUGGUCAUAUGUACAUUGUUGGAAAUGUCACAUCAAUCGCGUGUUUUAGUGCGGAGCUUGACCCACUUCUGUCUGAGACCGAUUCACUGGCGAUUCAGGUGGGCUCUGACUGGUCAGGUUUUUCCCUCGACCUUUUUGCAUCAGCAUGUGUACAGGACACAGAACUGUACAUACAAUAAACUAGUGCCUACUGCCACACUGAACCGUCCAGAUUUGUAAUAAACUCUCAGCAUUCAGAAAUUCAAGGAAACGUCCGAUUUGUCAGACUCAAGAUCCUAGCUCAUACACUUUCAGAAAAAAGUCUAUUAAACUGUACUUUUCCUUGUCACUGUACUUGUAUCCUUAAAGGUACACCUUUUAUAUGUGUACCUUUGUAUUAAGUACUCAAAAAAGCUAAUUAUAGAUACAGACGUGAUCCUGUUAAUCUCUAUCAACAUUACUAUAUUAUAGUGUGCUGAUACACACUAAAGAUGCACACUACCAGCCAAGUGAUGAUCAAAAGUACAGUUUAGCACUGUGUUUUAUUCAGAGUGUGUAUAACCAGCAUGUCGAAGUGAACCGUUUCCUGGAUUUCCUAAUUACUCUGAGAGGGAAAUGCCUGACUUUUGAGUUCCACCUGGACCAGUUGUGGGUGAUGUGGAUUUUAGUGGACCAUUCCUAGCUUUCCAAAAUACAGCUUCACUUUGGAACACUUUGGAAUUCGCUGGAUUCUCCAGGAAUGGCUCUAAAAUGUGUGGUUAAGGAAUUAUUAAAUAAUCAAGGUCAUUGAUGGGGGGGGGGUGUAUGUGAACCAUAAUAAAGAUGAUUAAAAUGUAACCAGAUGGAUGAAUGCCUGGCCAAAAAAAUAGCAGAUUGAUGCUGAAAUUUAAAAUUAAAGACAAAAAUUCUGAAUGAAUUCCCAAUGAAUAUUGCAGCUGUAUCAUUUACAAAUAAUGAGAAGAACUGAGAUUCCUGCAAAUAUCUUCAGAACACGGAAACAGGUGAUGAGAAGCCCUUGAGAAGAACAGAAGUGUUGAGUGGAGGUUUAGACCACAUUGUGCCUUGACAAAUGGAGCUGAGCGAUCAAGGUUUGGUUCAGAUAAUUGACCAGAUCUGCCAGAAAGCCAUUGAUAUGAUUUCAAGAGAGGUGUGUAACCCACAAAUGCUUGGGUUUUCCCGAGCCUACCUUGUAAGUAACUUUGGAUAAGAGCGGUGACUAUACGAAACAAGGAAACGUGUUAUCUGAAAGUUCUACAGCAAAACAAAAAGAUCGAGCAAGUCUUGAUCACAGUCCUGCUUAAAUACAGGUUGUAUGUAUACAUAGGUCAUAUAGUGCAUUUUAAAUCUUAAAAUAUUCAAUAGUAAAAGAUGUUCAUGUCCUCAAAAACAGUGUAGGAUCGAUGAGCAACAAAAAGCAUCGGUUGAAUCUGAGGUUCCCACAAUUUCUAAAUAUAAGGGUUCACAUGCACAUGCGUCACCAUCACUGACCUUUAGUUUUAACUUCUCUAUUAAGUUUAAAAAAUAUAUGCAAUUUAUUUAUUUCCUCCUAGGAAAAGAGGAAGAUUUUGAACCACAUUUUAGAAUGUGUUUCUGCAGAAAUCCAGGGGGAAAUCCAAAAAGGUUCACAACUCUCACUUUUUUUCUGAUGCCUGUAAAGCUAACUCAUAUAAGUGCAACCAUGUAAUCUCAUCUCAUGUAUAUCUACAAUCCCAAACUACUCGACAUUAAGCUAAAACACUCAUACAGAGCUCAUGUCCAAUAAUAUGCAGUCUUGAACCGCUAGGCCUCAGCUUAACGUUGUAAAGAUCAUUGUUCAUCUGCGAAUCAGUUAGUAAUGCCAUAUUUCCCUAGAUUUUGUCCUGUCCAUUUUGUGUUGAUGACUCUGCUACUUUCCCGAAAGUCGCUUCAUUUUAACUUCUAUUUUGUGCUUUGUAUGUAGUAAAAGACAUGUUUGGAGAAAAUAAACAGCUGUAUAUAGUGAU